AUGCAAGGGGGCAGAGGUCGGUUGUCCCUUCCCCUGCAAAUCAGCCCCCAACUUCUCCUUCUUGCUGUGGGAGUCCUGCUGAAGCCUGUCACCGGCCUGGACCAAGUAGAAAAUGGAGCAGAUGAGGAAUCGUAUUCUGUUAAGUUCAUUACAAAGAAUUAUAUUUAUGGCAACACGGAACAUAAAGUAAAUGUCUAUGUGAAAAUGCACAGAGAUAGCCCCUUUCUAGUCUGCAUGGACUUGACUCUUUCGCAAAGUGAAGUCAUAGACCCCAGUUACCUAUGGAUCGGGCCGGAGGGACAGAAUCUAGAAAGUCAAAGCUACGUGAAUCUCACAGAGACCGGAAAGUUGAUGCUGCUCGAUUUUAAUGAGCGCAUGUCCGGAUCUUAUACUUGCACGCUUUCUUACAGAGUUGUCCAAGGGGAGAUGCAAGUUGAAGAAGAAAAACUCCAGGCAUAUAAAUUUAUGGUUUAUGCUUACAGGGAACCUGAUUACACCUAUCAAGUAUCUGUUCACUUUGCCGCCAAGGACUGCAGUUUGGUAGCCAACGGAGAGUUCUUCAAAGAGCUGGAGAAAGUCCUAAACCAGUUGAUUUCCCACCUGACCUGCCAUGUCAUAGAUUCAUCGUACAAAUGUCACUCCGUCAAGAUACCCAAACAUAUGCUGAUGGAUGAGCUGUUUGUUACUUUUCAAGUCAACCCCUUUGCCCCCGGCUGGGAAGCUGUUUGCCAACAGACCGGCCCUGACUGUGAAGAUGUGACGAACAGCCGUGUCCAAAAGGCCCGAUGGCUCAUUGAAGAGUUUUUCCGCAAGCAGUCGUACGUCAUGAAACUUGAGUUUCAGAACACCCCUGCCAUUCAUUACAUAGACCACAGUUUCCAAGUCACUCGCCUCGACAGCUGUCACCCAGGAUUUGGGAAAAACGACGUCACCCACAGCGACUGCACGAAUUGCUGUGUGGCCUGUGACCCAGGGACCUACAGCCCCAACAACCACGUGGUUUGCCUGAAAUGUACAAACGUCCGGAUUAAAUUCUACGGAGCAAAAUCUUGCUAA
Euleptes europaea (tarantolino) is the source of this 1056-nucleotide messenger RNA. It is a transcript of the gene ZPBP2, whose product is annotated as zona pellucida binding protein 2. The transcript has 8 exons. The record is from RefSeq and is a predicted model, not a curated record. NCBI's taxonomy places the organism in Eukaryota, Metazoa, Chordata, Lepidosauria, Squamata, Sphaerodactylidae. Bases 1 to 1056 code for a protein of 351 amino acids. Gene Ontology annotation, biological process: binding of sperm to zona pellucida; acrosome assembly. Gene Ontology annotation, cellular component: acrosomal vesicle; zona pellucida receptor complex; extracellular region.